Notechis scutatus (mainland tiger snake) is the source of this 933-nucleotide messenger RNA. It is a transcript of the gene CCDC92B, whose product is annotated as coiled-coil domain containing 92B. The record is from RefSeq and is a predicted model, not a curated record. Lineage: Eukaryota; Metazoa; Chordata; Lepidosauria; Squamata; Elapidae.
AUGGAGACUUUGUCCCUGGAGCAUCAGAUCCAAAGCGUGCAAAGACACAUCGCCUUCCUCAAAAAGGAGCAGAUGAAACUUCUCCACGAUUUGCAUCUGGAGAUCCUACGCUUGCAAAAAUACUGCACAGAAUUGACUCAUGAUCUGGAAGUGAAAGAGUUGGAAGCCAAACAGCAAGACGUAAUAGACCAGGAACUGGAAGAAAAGUGCAAAAUCAUGGAAGCCCAAUUGAAAGAGAAAGAGAAGGGCAAUUUGGAAUUGCACAAGGAGCUGAGGCAUAAAGAGAGCUUGGUGGCCGCCCUCCGAUCCAACCUGAGGAACAAAGAAAGGAAGUUCUUGGAAGAGCUCAAGAGGAGAAGCCACCGAGUAACCGUCCUUAACACGGAGCUGCAGAAACAGACAGAGGCGGCCGCUUACCUCUCCUUCCAGCUUCAUUCAACCAAACAGAAACUUCACGGUACCCGGCAGAAAAGCACGGCCCUGCCUGAGAGACCCCCAGAGAAACCCUCCGUCCCCCAACCCAGCACUGAGACUAGGCCCAAAAAGAGGACUCAGAAAUCUCACACCCGUCGGCAGGCCAGCAGCGCUUUCCAUUGCAAAGGGGCCUUCAAGGACAUUGUGGCUCGCGAGCGGCUCAGCAGUUUGGAAGACCUCGAACCCAUGCCCGACCCGGCUCUUUUUUUGUACACCACACGACCCCGGCCUCCAUCUCGCCGUCAGAAGACAGAGCACAGCAUGUCGGAUUUAUCCUCCAAGGAAGGCCCCGAGCAAGGCAACCGGAAGGGCAGUUGGAAAAAGCCUUUUCAGCAGCUCGCCGAAGAAUCCGCGGGAGCUGCGAGUAACGUCAGGACAUUGGGUCCCCGUCGGCUGCCAUCUUCCAAAGGGGAACCGCAGAAGCAAAAGAGCACCAGCGCUCACCCCGCCAAAGACUGA